This is a messenger RNA of Notechis scutatus (mainland tiger snake), 3372 nucleotides long. The record is from RefSeq and is a predicted model, not a curated record. NCBI's taxonomy places the organism in Eukaryota, Metazoa, Chordata, Lepidosauria, Squamata, Elapidae.
CCGGCUCGGCGGGGAAACGAGGAAGAAACGGCAGGGAGGAUGAGUCCGGUCUCCUGCGCUUCCGCCUCCUCCUCCUCCUCCUCCUCCCCCCGGGGGUGGCCUGGGUCGCCCCCCCCAGCAUGAGCGCGGGGCCCGAGUGUGAACCCCCCGGGAAAAGGGCUCGCGUGGGGCCUGGCUUCUUCCCUUCCUCCGAGGCGGUGGUCGCGCAGCCGCCGCCUCCCCGCCGCCGGGAGGAAGGGCCCCCCGGACCCGGCGGCCUCUCAGCCACCGUGGGGAACAAAGUUUACAAGCAAAAGAGGAUUACCUCUUGGAUGGAGAACAGAGGAGCCAGAACUGUAGACUCUGAAAGACAAAGCAAAAGAAGCAAUAUGGAAGCAGAGUCCAAAAUGGCCCUUGUUAAAAAAGAUCAUGUUUUCGACCAUGAUGCCAAAAAGGCCGAGGGCCUGUUCCAGCAGGGCUGCUCAAAGUUAUCCGCAGAAAUGAGCACCAAGCAGGGGGCUUUUCCUCCAGCUGAGGGCCCCUGUAGGGAGAAGCUAUCCGAAGCCAAGGCUCUGAAACAAAGGCAGGCAAGUGAGCCCUUGAAGAACGCGAACGUUCACCAGGUGUACAAAACCGGUGCUCGGGCUUAUCGAGCCGGUCCUGAAAUCGGGGAGAACUGUCCCGCCAGGAAGCUUUCGCUAGGCAGCCCCACCAAGAUGCCAAAUCUAAAGCAGGCUUCCAAAGAGUGGGAUCCUGCAAGGGAAGCCCCUCUGCAGAGUCCACAGCCAUUGAAAAAUUGCAGCUUUGAGGAUCCGAUAGGUGUUAAGGCUGAGCUGGACGAGGCAGACUUGAUCCCGGAGAGCCCACUUUCCGACGGAGGCUGUCCGGCGACGUCUUCCAAUCCUUACGGCUUUCGGGACAGAGAUCAGGAGCGUUUAAGGGAGUCGCCCUCUUUUGAGAAGGAGAGUGAGCCCGAAUCGCCGAUGGACGUAGAUAACUCCAAGAACAGCUGCCAGGGCUCAGAGGCUGAUGAGGAAAGCCCCCUUCUCGAGGACCACGGAGAUCUCAGUGUGUUGGAAGGACCAGGCAACUCUGCCCAGUUCCGGAGGACAGAGACUGACCCGGAUUCCAGAAAGCUGGCUCCCCUGAAAAGCGAAGGGCCCCGAUUGAGCCUCAACGCCGAAGGAGUGGACAAUCCCUGGAAAGAUACUGAAAUGCACGCAGAAGUAUCGGGACCCUCACCUCACCUGGCAUCGGAGGGCAGAAGUGCCAAGCACGGGGGAAGGAAGGACUCUAAAAUGACCGCCCACUUCCCACGGGUCCAUAGAGGGGAUGAGAAAAGUGACAGGAGUGAGCAUCGCCCAGGAAGGAAGCAUUGUAGAUACACCCCUCCCUCUCUCCCAACUAACAAAAAGUGGCUUGGGACCCCAGUUGAAGAGAUGCGAAGAAUGCCGGCCUGUGGGCUCCGUCUUCCUCCCUUGAGACCAUCGGCCAAUCAUACGGUUACAAUCAGAGUAGAUCUUCUGAAGGCAGGAGAAGUACCUAAACCUUUCCCGACCCAUUAUAAGGAUUCGUGGGACAAUAAACAUGUGAAAAUGCCUUGCUCAGAACAGAAUUUAUAUCCUAUAGAGGAUGAGAACGGUGACAGGACUGCCGGGAGCCGAUGGGAAUUAAUACAGACUUCACUUCUCAAGAAAUUCACAUGUUCCCGAGAUUUGAAGGAAGGAAUCCUCAGGUAUAACAUCUCUUACGCCAAGAAAUGGGACUUCACGGCCCUGGCCGAAUUCUGCGAUAAGGUGCUGGAAGACGCGGAGGCCCAGCAUCUUUUCCAGUCCAUUCUGCCCGACAUGGUGAAGCUGGCGCUCUCCCUGCCCACCCUCUGCACCCAGCCACUCCCUCUUCUGAAGCAGAAGGCCAGCCACUCGGUCACCCUGUCCCAGGAGCAGGUGGCCAGCCUGCUAGCCAACGCCUUCUUCUGCACCUUCCCUCGGCGCAACGCCCGGGUGAAGUCGGAGUACUCCAGCUACCCGGACAUCAACUUCAACAGAUUGUUUGAGGGCCGAUCUCCCAGGAAGCCUGAGAAGCUGAAAACCCUCUUUUGCUACUUCCGGAGAGUCACCGAAAAAAGACCCACUGGACUUGUGACAUUUACCAGACAGUGUCUGCAGGAAUUUCCAGAAUGGGAAAGGUCUCCGAAAAAGAUGCCCAGGUUGCAUGUCACCUACGAAGGGACGAUUGAGAGCAACGGGCAGGGAAUGCUCCAGGUUGACUUUGCCAACCGCUUUGUCGGAGGGGGCGUUACUGGUGCAGGAUUGGUGCAAGAAGAAAUCCGCUUCUUAAUCAACCCAGAAUUGAUUGUCUCUCGUCUCAUUACGGAGGUCCUGGAUCACAACGAGUGUCUGAUCAUCACAGGGACUGAACAGUACAGUGAAUAUACUGGCUAUGCAGAAACCUACCAGUGGGCCAGGAGCCAUGAAGAUGACAGGCCCAGGGAUGAAUGGCAGAGACGCUGCACGGAAAUUGUGGCUAUAGAUGCUUUUCAUUUCAGACGUUUUCUGGAUCAGUUUGCUCCGGAGAAAAUUAGAAGGGAGUUGAACAAGGCGUUCUGUGGUUUCUCUCGGCCUGGUGUCCCUCCGCAUCACCUUCCAGCAGUCGCGACAGGAAACUGGGGCUGCGGUGCUUUUGGAGGAGAUUCCAGACUGAAAGCCUUAAUACAGAUCUUAGCAGCUGCCGAGGUCGGACGCGACGUGGUUUAUUUCACCUUUGGAGAUGCUGAGUUGAUGAGAGACAUUUACAGCAUGCACAUGUUUUUGAGCGACAGGGGCCAAGCGGUGGGAGAUGUUUACAAGCUGUUGCUUCGAUACUACAAUGAGGAAUGCAGAUGUUGCUCUACUUCCAGGCCAGAAGUCAAGCUGUACCCUUUCCUCUACAAUGCCGUUGAGUCCUACAUAAACCUUCCUGAGGAUGAGGAAGGGCGGGGUUUGGAUGAUUAGAGCGACCGUGCGCCCCAUGAGCGGCCUUUCCCUUUUUCCCGUGAAAUAUCAGCUGAAUUGCAGGAUGUCAUGCGUAGGUUGUCUGAAGACCAACACUGACAUUUGAGAAGAAAUCUGUUUUCUUUCCAAAGCAGAAAGUAAACUUGAUCACAGCAUACAGAGUAUAAUCCAUUUCUGCCCCCUUGCCAAGAAAUGACGGUUGGUGGAAAACUUCCAUUCCUUAUACGAUUCUUUGAAAAUAGAUUGAUGCAGGCCUGCCUUUUUAUUUUUAUAAUUGUCUCAGUGUCCACAUACAUUUAGGUAUGGAGUUCGCUGGCAUAGACACAUGUUCCCCAUAUGAAUACGUGAUUUCUUUAGCACACACGGCAGUGAUAUAACUUUAAAGGGGUAGAUUUGGAGG